This is a messenger RNA of Lathyrus sativus (Indian pea), 276 nucleotides long. The record is from the annotation of a GenBank genome assembly. NCBI's taxonomy places the organism in Eukaryota, Viridiplantae, Streptophyta, Magnoliopsida, Fabales, Fabaceae.
AUGCAUAUGGAUAAUGUUAUCUUCGAAAUUGAUUCCCAAUGCGUGAUCCAAGGUAUUCUGUCAAAUAAUAGUGGUAUUUAUGAGUUUAGUUUACUUAUUCGUUCUAUCCCAAAUUUUUUACAAAUUUAUCCUAACUUUGAGAUAAAGUUUGUUAAGCGUCAAACGAAUAUGGUUGUCCACUCCUUAGAGAAUGCGGUUGAUUCUUUGGCUAGACGUAAUAUUAUUAAUUUGAUUUCUCGUUGUAUUGAACAUUACUUAUUGAAUAAAAUGUGUUAA